GUUGAAAGCUGGACGGAGCUAUAAUUCCGCCGUGAGAAGGUAAAUAUAAUGGUAGUCCGUGCAAUAUUGAACAGCUAUACUUGUAGCAGAAGAUAAGAGAGACUGGUGACACUGUCAUUCAUGAAAUAUGGUUCUAAUUCGGGGCAGCUGUGAAAUAGCUACCCGGAGCAGCUCCACUGUUUGCACUGAUAAAACGUCAACUAGCUAGCUGACGUUGGCUAGCUUGAUACUUUUUCAGACGUGAGUACGGCUAGCUAGCCAACAAAUUCGUAUUUAUAACCAGAUAAAUGUCAUUUGGAUGGAAAUAUAGCAAUUAAAGAAGGCAACUCGCAGUCUAAGCGAAACCAGACUGUUGCAGUCUUCUUUUGGAUUUAUCACGGAUAUCGUUUUUUCAAAGAAUGGCUUCAGUUUUAAGCUGUUUCAGCGGUCCCGAAGAGUUGGAGGAUAUUAACCACGCCAGAAGUUUACUAAAAGAGCUCAAGUUCUUCUACGAUUCAAAAUUGCUUGUGGACGUUACCAUCGAAGUGGACCCGGACGGUCCGUCACAUCAGCAGAACGCAGUGCCAGGAAAGAGCAACUUUUGCACAGACGUGAGCGGAAAGGUCUUCCCAUGUAACCGUAAUAUACUUGCGGCAGCCAGCCCCUACUUCAAGAGCAUGUUCACCGGAGGGCUCUAUGAAAGCAAGCAACAGAAAGUAACGAUACACGACGUGGACGCGGAUUCGAUGUCCCUAAUUAUUGACUACUGCUAUACUGGCAAAGUGCACAUAACGGAGGCCAACGUGCAGAGGCUUUACUCCGCAGCCAACAUGUUGCAGUUGGAAUACGUCAGGUACGCAUGCUCUAAUUUUAUGACCAGGAGGCUGGAUGUCUCAAACUGUAUGGCGAUUUUGAAAUUCGCAGACACGUUUGACAAUCACGACUUAAAAAGCGAGGCCCAGGGCUUCAUCGCCAGAAACUUUCUGCAGCUGGUCAAGACGGGCAGGGAGCUGUGCGAGCUGGACUUGACCCAAAUCAGAGAGAUCCUGUCGCUGGACACCUUGGACGUUGACUGCGAGAGCAAAGUGUGCUCAGCUGCGAUCCAGUGGAUUGAGGCCAACCGGCAGACAGAGGAUACCGCGGCGGUGCUGAAAUGUGUGCGGUGGCACCUUUUCACGGAGAAGGACGCGGUUUACCUGGAAGGGCUUAAGUCCAAGCCGUUUGUCAAGUGCCACCUCGUGGAUUUCGUGGCCGUGGCCGGGGUCGGGGUCGGACGCGGCGGAGAAAAUGGCGGGAUGGAGUGGAAUCAGCCGGCCCCCUCGCAGGCGCCGGCGCACAGGAUCGGGAGAAGUGCCAAAGAGAUGAUCCUCUUCUUCGGGAGACCCAACGAGCCCUUCAUGUGCUACGACCCGUACACGGAGGACGUCCGUUCCAUGGCGUCGCCUUUAAUCAACCUCAGCAACCUGAGCUUCAAGAGGUCCAUAAUGGAGACCUUUUCCGUCUGCGUGUCCCCGGAGAACGACCUCUACCUGGCCUCCCAGCUGUCCAAGCAGUUCUGGGUGUACAACCCCGUCCUGAACUGCUGGCAGGAGCUGGCGGAGAGGCUGAUCGGUCGCGUUCACUCGGACAUCGGCUACCUCAACGGGCACCUGUACAUGCUGGGGGGCCGCGACCCGGUCACGGACGCCAGGCUGAAGGACGUGGAGUGCUACAGCAUCCAGCGCAACCAGUGGAGGCUGGUGUCGCCCCUGCCCCACUCGCUGGGCAAGAUGCAGAUCGCCGCCAUGAACGAGCGCCUCUACGUGGUGAACAAGCGGCGCAUGCUGUGCUACGAGCCGCAGCGGAACCGCUGGCUGCACAGCGCGUCGCUGAAGCACGGCAAGCUGCACAAGGCCUGCGUGUUCCAGGAGCAGAUCUUCUGCCUGUGCGACAUCCCCGUGGUGAAGGUGUACAGCCCCGCCCGGGGCGAGUGGCGGCGCAUCGGCGACAUCCCCGUCGACAGCAACGCGCUCAACUACCAGGUGGUGCAGCACCGCGACAAGCUACUGCUGCUCACCGUGUCGCUGGCGCGGCAGAACAAGAACCGGGUCAUCGUCCACGAGUACGACCCCGGCCGCGACUGCUGGCGGAACGUGUCGUCCAUGCUGGGGUCGUCCUUCGGCUACAUGAGCCUGUCGGCGCGGCUCUACCCGUCCCGCCUGGGCUCCGGGCAGAACUUCUUCGCCGAGGAGGACGACGACAGCGGCUCCAGCGCCGACUGGGACCUCGACGGGCUGACCGACGCGGACUCGGAUUCCGGGAGCUCCAGCUCGUUCUCGGACGAGAACUGGUAGCACUGGGAGGAACUGGUCCCCUGCUGGAAGCACUUCUGCUUCCACGAUGUUUCGUAAAGAUGUGGUCGCAAGCAGUUGUUUUUAUUUAAUUUUUUUUUUUCUUCAUUAAGCAGUUAUUUGUUUUGCCAAGAUAAGUGUACUCAAGCAGCACUUCAUUAAUAUAUAAUUUUAUUUGUAGUAUGAUUGUGCUAAAAAUACGUUGUGUUUGUCAGUAUUUGAAAUUAAUUUUUCCUUCCAAGUGCACUGACAGUUUUUUUUACACCGUACACAUCAAGGAGCUGAAAGCUAAAAGAUGUGUGAUGGUGUCAGGAUCAUAGAAUACCAAGAAGCCAUUGGUUACUGAAUGUUAUGCAUAUUUUCAGGACUUUAGGGUCAUAUUUGUUAUUUGUGAAUGACUUGUUUCAGGUUUCAGAAGUUGGUCUGAAGACAUUGCCAAAAUGAUGUUGUUCAUCAUAUAUUCACCAUUUGUCUCAAAAGAAUCUACCUUGGGUGCAGAGAGAGCGAAACAAUACUGAAUAUCUUUAAAAGAGGAACGCACACUGAAAAAAGGGCUAUGAAUUCCCAGACUGGAUGGGACUCGUUGCAAGUGUAUUUUCACAGAGUAUUAUAGUUCAUACUGUGCAUCAGUACAGCAAGCCAUUGUUUUUUUUACGUUUCAUAUAGAAGCUAGGAUUAGGUUAACCUUUUCCACAGUUUAGACUUAGACUUAGCUUUUAAACGGAACCAGGAGAAAUUAACACAUUAUUUAUGGCACAAAAUGCCCUGAAUGAAUAAACCUGUUCUGAAGAAA
Conger conger (European conger) is the source of this 3102-nucleotide messenger RNA. RefSeq names its product kelch repeat and BTB (POZ) domain containing 7 (gene kbtbd7). The record is from RefSeq and is a predicted model, not a curated record. Gene Ontology annotation, molecular function: protein binding. NCBI's taxonomy places the organism in Eukaryota, Metazoa, Chordata, Actinopteri, Anguilliformes, Congridae. The transcript has a single exon. The coding region runs from base 399 to 2312 and encodes 637 amino acids.